AUGAAAAGUUUGUAUAUUUUGUUUGAAUGUUCAGCUGGGUAUUUCUUACUUAAAGUAGAGGAAUGGGAACAAAUAGGAAAUAAUGAAAACCUUGAAAAAAAAAUAUUGGAUAGUGAUAUAUUUCAUCAGAUUGUUCAAUUUUGCUCAUUCAUACCUUUUGAAACAGCCGAAACAGCAUUAGAUAAUUUACUUAAUAUUAAUGAAGGAAAAGCAACAUCAUUUUUAUUAAAUUUUUUAGAACAGAAUUUACCAAGUAAUAAAAGUCAAUAUGAAUUAGGAGUAGCUGAUCUUAAUUUAGGAAAAUUUUUAUCAAACAUUGGUUUUAAUAUUGUACAUAAUAAUAAUAUAUUAGAAUUAUUUAGAGCUUGUAGAUUAUUUUAUUUAAAAAAAAUAAAAAGUUAUAUUAAUAAUGCUGAUAUAGAUAUUAAAAAUUUUAACAUAGGUUUAGGUCAUAGUUACUCAAGAUCUAAACUUAAAUUAGAUCCAAGAAAGCAAGAUAAAUCAAUUAUUAACAGUAUAGGAACUAUUGAAUCGCUAGAUAAAAAUAUAAAUGUUUUUAGUAUGAGAGUUAUUGAAUGGUAUAGUUGGCAUUUUCCUGAGUUAAGAAAAAUUGUAACAGAUGUUUGUAUGUAUUGUAAAUUAGUUAUAUUAAUACAAAUAAAAGAAAAUUUUGAUUUUGAAAAUAAUAAAGAACAAAUUAAUGAAAUAACACAAAAUGAAGAAAUGACAGAAAGUAUAGAAAAGGUAGCCAACUUAUCAAUAGGUCAAGAAUUAACAGAAGAAGAUUUAAAUAAUAUUGUAAAUUUUGCAAAUGAAGUUAUUAGGUUAUCAAAUACUAGAAAUGUAUUAUGGAAUUAUUUAGAUAAAAAACUUGAUAUUGUUUCACCAAAUCUUAAAGAAUUAUUAGGUAAUACAUUAAGUGCUAGAUUAAUUAGUCAUGCUGGGUCAUUAGUAAAUCUAGCUAAAUGCCCAUCAAGUAGUAUUCAAAUUUUUGGCUCAGAAAAAGCAUUAUUUAAUUCAUUAAAGGGAAAUAAAAAAACACCAAAGUUUGGAAUUUUAUAUAAUUCUUCUUAUAUAUCUAAAACACCUACAGCAUUAAAAGGUCGAAUGUCUCGAUACUUAUCAUGUAAAAGUGCUAUGGCUGCAAGAAUUGAUUCUUUUGCAGAUGAGCCUACUAAUUCUUAUGGUAUUGCAUUUAAAAAACAAUUAGAACAUAAAAUAUUACAUAUGAUCAAGGGAGUCAAACUUUCGAAAAAUAUAGAUUAUAUUAAUGAGGCUGAAAAAAUUUAUAAAAAACAAAAUGGUGAUGUCAAUAUUGACGAUGUUGAUGAGGAAGAAAGGAAAAGGUUGAAGAAGGCCAGGAAAGAGGAAAAAAAAAGAAGAAAGCUAGAAAAAAAAAUGAGAAAGGAAAAAGAAAGAGCUGAAAUGGAAAAUGGGGAGAACCAAAAUGAGGAAGACCAAGACGAUAGGGAUUGA
Plasmodium vinckei vinckei is the source of this 1476-nucleotide messenger RNA. RefSeq names its product nucleolar protein 56, putative. The record is from RefSeq and is a predicted model, not a curated record. NCBI's taxonomy places the organism in Eukaryota, Apicomplexa, Aconoidasida, Haemosporida, Plasmodiidae. Bases 1 to 1476 code for a protein of 491 amino acids. Gene Ontology annotation, cellular component: small-subunit processome; box C/D methylation guide snoRNP complex. The transcript has a single exon. Gene Ontology annotation, molecular function: snoRNA binding.